CAGUUUUCCACGAUGUGAGUGGAUCUAGAGGUGGCCAUCUCAUCUACCAUGAUGGAAUCUGGUCUGUCACCUUCCACAGACCUACACCUCAACACCAGCAGCUAUGUCAAUAACAGCAACACCAGCUGGAGUGGGCUCCUUGAUGGUGACUCACCAAGGAGCAAUCACACCGUCACCCUACAUGACCGCUUCCACAACGCUCUGCUGGGAGUCUUUCUGGGACUCCUUUCUCUCCUCACCAUUAUCAUGAACCUGCUCGUUCUCUACGCCGUGAAGAGAGAGAAGAGCCUGCACACCGUUGGGAACCUCUACAUUGUCAGUCUGUCGGUGGCAGAUCUGAUUGUAGGCACCACAGUUAUGCCCCUGAACUUGGUGUAUUUAUUGGAGGAUGAAUGGAAGCUAGGUCGUGCUGUCUGUCAGUUUUGGCUUAUUAUGGACUACGUGGCAAGCACAGCCUCAAUUUUCAGCUUGUUUAUCCUGUGUUUGGACCGGUACCGCUCCGUCAGACAACCGCUAAAGUACCUAAAGUAUAGAACACGGGGAAAAGCCAGUGUGAUGAUUUCUGGAGCCUGGCUGCUGUCGAUGAUGUGGAUUAUUCCGAUUUUAGGAUGGAGGUCUUUCACACAUGUCGACCUUAAACCUGAGGAGGAGAACAAGUGUGACACAGAUUUCCGCUUUGUCACGUGGUUUAAGGUCAUUACUGCCGUCUUCAACUUCUAUGUACCCUCAGUUUUGAUGCUGUGGUUUUACACACACAUCUACUUGGCUGUGAGACAACAUCUGAGAGACAGAGAGAGAAUCAUCCAUCCAACCGAUUCCUUUGGGGAAAAUGAGAACGGACGAAAUGUUAAAACUCUCGAGAAAAAUGACUCCAAAUCACCCAAGAGGGAGUGUGAGGUUCUAAUCAAACUCUCUAAAAAACAACGCUUGCUGGACCAGAACACUUUAGAUCAGAUAUAUUCCUUAGAAGAUACUAAUAAAACCAAAGCUGCUCCUUCUAGCUCUCACAGAAAAAUUGGUGUAAAAGGCCAGCAGGCGUCAUUGCUUGCCAUGACAACAAAACGAUUCAGAAUGGCACGAAAGGCCAAUAGGUGCUCCCUGUCCGCUGAGGAGAAGCAGUCAGACGCUGAAAUUCCCCUGAGUCGACCCUCAGUUCCACAGGACGUACUUUGCUCAGAGGGGAGUAAUGAGAACAAACUUCCAGCAUCUUUAAAUGAAUGUCACGUCACAGUACCAAACACAGUCAGCGGUGUCUGUGAUAUCAGUCAGGUUUCAGCCGUCCAGAGGUACACAUCUGCGCUCCUUAACAACUACGACCCCAGUUGCGCUCCACCCUGGGCUGACGAAGGGGUUGAAGAUGCCAAAUUGGACCCACUCACUCUGAGACAGACGUGGCAAAAGUUUAUUGACCAAUCACGUCAGCGUAUCCAAAGUCUGAGGAUCCACAAAGAGCACAAAGCAGCCAAGCAGUUGGGCUUUAUAAUCGCUGCUUUCUUGUUGUGUUGGAUACCGUACUUCAUAGCUUUCAUGGUCAUGGCAUUCUGCAGAGAGUGUGUGCACCAUGACCUUCACAUGUUCACCAUAUGGCUAGGUUACAUCAACUCCACUCUCAACCCUUUCAUAUACCCGCUCUGCAAUGGGAACUUUAAACGGGUCUUCAAAAACAUUCUGAACAUUCGUUUGUGACAGAUUGUGAUG
Molecule: messenger RNA, 1698 nt
Organism: Seriola dumerili (greater amberjack)
Lineage: Eukaryota; Metazoa; Chordata; Actinopteri; Carangiformes; Carangidae
Gene: hrh1
Product: histamine receptor H1
Exons: 1
Coding region: 49-1686 (545 amino acids)
Biological process (GO): adenylate cyclase-activating adrenergic receptor signaling pathway
Cellular component (GO): plasma membrane
Molecular function (GO): G protein-coupled acetylcholine receptor activity
Source: RefSeq, a predicted model, not a curated record